GCCUCCUGUAAAGGGGGACACUGGAAGGGUGUGUUUGCAAUUCAAAUCCUUGGCUUUCUGCCUACCUCUUUUCCAAAUAAGAAGCCAGGAGCCACUGUGAGGUGCAAAGGGGUCUUCUGAAUUGCAGUGGCAAUAAGAUCCAGAGAUCUUCCCUCCUGCCUCUUUUAUCUGUCUUCAAAGUGAAAGGAAAGGGCAAGGAUGGUGGAAGCUUUCUGUGCUACCUGGAAGCUGACGGACAGCCACAACUUUGAUGAGUACAUGAAGGCUCUAGGUGUGGGCUUUGCCACUAGGCAGGUGGGAAAUGUGACCAAACCAACAGUGAUCGUCAGUCAGGAGGGGGAUAAAGUGGUGAUCAGGACUCAAAGCACAUUCAAGAACACAGAGAUUAGUUUCCAUCUGGGAGAAGAGUUUGAUGAGACCACUGCAGACGAUAGAAACUGUAAGUCUGUUGUUAGCCUGGAUGGGGACAAACUUGUUCAUGUGCAGAAGUGGGAUGGCAAAGAAACAAAUUUUGUGAGAGAAAUUAAGGAUGGCAAAAUGGUGAUGACGCUUACUUUUGGUGAUGUGGUUGCGGUUCGCCACUAUGAGAAGGCAUAGAAAGGUUCCUGAUCUGGGGUUCGAAAAGCUCUACAAUUUUCUGUUUACUCAAGUCUCUGUUCUCCGGCUCUUACAGCAUGGGUGAUCACUAAUUAAAAGGUUAUCUUUGUUGUGGACGUGGAAAAUGGUGCUUUAAAAACUUGUCUUAAAACUUUUUUCUGCAAGUAGCCCAUUUAGGUCUGCAGAUUUAUCAUGUUUUAUAAUUCACAUUAAAAUGUUAAGGCACAUUUUUAAAAUAAAGAAAGUAAAUACAUUCUAUAAUUUCCAUUGAAAUGCAAAUCAGAUUCGAAUAAAAAUUGUAUACCCAUGAGAAA
Molecule: messenger RNA, 911 nt
Organism: Suricata suricatta (meerkat)
Lineage: Eukaryota; Metazoa; Chordata; Mammalia; Carnivora; Herpestidae
Gene: FABP7
Product: fatty acid binding protein 7
Exons: 4
Coding region: 199-597 (132 amino acids)
Biological process (GO): fatty acid transport
Cellular component (GO): cytosol; nucleus
Molecular function (GO): fatty acid binding
Source: RefSeq, a predicted model, not a curated record